Oreochromis niloticus (Nile tilapia) is the source of this 1342-nucleotide messenger RNA. Its product is annotated as chemokine-like receptor 1. The record is from RefSeq and is a predicted model, not a curated record. Gene Ontology annotation, cellular component: plasma membrane. Gene Ontology annotation, molecular function: G protein-coupled receptor activity; complement receptor activity. The coding region runs from base 168 to 1214 and encodes 348 amino acids. Lineage: Eukaryota; Metazoa; Chordata; Actinopteri; Cichliformes; Cichlidae. Gene Ontology annotation, biological process: positive regulation of cytosolic calcium ion concentration; phospholipase C-activating G protein-coupled receptor signaling pathway; complement receptor mediated signaling pathway. The transcript has 2 exons.
UGGAUUCCCAGCAAAAGUUACAGUGGUCAGUGGUAAUGUAAGAAGUGAAUGGCUUUAUGAUGCUUAGCAGUGCAGGCUUCUGAUCAUCAAGACGGAUCACUGAUUGGUUAAUUGACAGACGGAAGAUGAAGACAUCCGGUAUCUUGAGCUGCUGAGGUCUCAAGAAAAUGAUGGAGAUGACCAACAGUAACUCAACCAACAACUCUUGCAUUCACAUCAGUACAACUACUCCUGAGAUUAGAAAGUCUCUCAUCACUGUGUCUAUCAUUUUUCACUUCCUGAUAUUUCUCCUCGGUGUGCUCGGGAAUGGACUGGUUAUCUGGGUGACCGGGUUCAAGAUGAAGAAAACAGUAAACACAGUUUGGUAUCUCAACCUUGCUGUGGCCGACUUCAUCUUUGUAGCAUUUCUACCCCUCAAUGUAAUAAACCUUGCUUUAGACUUCCACUGGCCUUUUGGCAACUUCAUGUGCAAGCUCAACACCAUGGUACUUAUUCUGAACAUGUUUGCCAGUGUCUACAUUCUGGUGGUGAUCAGUACAGACAGAUGUGUGUCUGUGGUGUGGCCCGUCUGGGCUCAGAACAACCGAAAUGUGCGUAAGGCCUUGUUUGUGACUCUGGGUGUUUGGGGGGUGGCUUUGAUGAUCGGCUUUCCAUAUUCCAUCAUCAUGGACACAGAGCAAGCGUGUGAGAAUGAAAACAAAACUCUCUGCUUAAACAGCUACGCUAUUUCUGAUGACUAUAAUGCAGAAUCUCCCAAUAUACUGCGACAAUUUCGUUAUCCACCCAUUAUCAUCGCCCGCUUCCUUGUGCUUUUUGCAGUCCCAUUCUCUGUCAUUGUCUCCUGUAACGCUGUAAUAAUCCAUCAUCUCAGAAGAAACCACACACUGGCAAGGAAGUCAGGUCGCCCCUUUAAGAUCAUUGUUGCCAUUAUCAUCACAUUUUUUCUGUGCUGGGCUCCCAUUUACAUUAUGGAUCUAAUUGUGCUGGCGAAAGAAAUGGACACUUCAAGUGGUGUCAUUGGGAUCCCUUUGGCCACCAAUUUGGCCUUUCUCAAUAGCUGCCUGAAUCCACUGCUGUAUGUGUUUGUGGGCAAAGAUUUUAAGAAAGAAGUCUGCAAAUCCAUUCUAGCGGCAAUGGAGACUGCCUUCCAGGAAGAGGAGAAACGCUCUCAGAGUUAUACUAAGUCAGUUAGCACAAAUACAUUUCAGCUUUGAAAGCUGAUGUGUAAGGUUGUUAAUGACACAAAGAACCAUAAGGAAACAAUAUUACUCCAGAGAAAAUCUUUCUAGACCUGUGUUGUUUGAUAUAUAUAAAAAAAGGUUUAAUAAAUAAUUAUACCCAU